AUGACUCUUCACCUACAAUGUUCCAAAACUUUUCUUGCACCUUCUGCUCUUGCAAUUCAUCAACGAACACACACAGGAGAAACGCCCCAUCAAUGUCCUCAGUGUGGGAAAGCCUUUAGUCAAAAGGGUAAUCUCAAGAAACACCUGAGGAUCCACACUGGAGAAAAGCCUAAUCAGUGUACUACAUGUGGGAAGGGUUUCAAAAGUAGCAGUGAACUUACAAUCCACCAGAUGAUACAUACUGGAGAAAAGCCACAUCUGUGUUCUCAGUGUGGAAAGGCCUUUAGUCAAAAGGGUUAUCUCAAGACACACCAGAGGAUCCACACUGGAGAAAAGCCAUAUCAGUGUACUACAUGUGGGAAGGAUUUUAGGAAUAGCAAUAGUCUUACAAUCCACCAGCUGACACAUACUGGGGAAAGGCCAUAUCAUUGUUCUCAGUGUGGAAAGACUUUUAGUCAAAUGGCUCAUCUCAAGACACACCAGAGGAUCCACACUGGAGAAAAGCCAUAUCACUGUUCUCAGUGUGGAAAGACCUUUACUAAAAUGAGUCAUCUCAAGACACACCUGAUGAUCCACACUGGAGAAAAGCCAUAUCAUUGUACUACAUGUGGGAAGGGUUUCAAAAGUAGCAGUGAAUUUAAAAUCCACCAGAUGACACAUACUGGAGAAAAGCCAUAUCAUUGUUUUCAGUGUGGAAAGGCCUUUACUAACGAGGGUAAUCUCAAAAAACACCAGAGAAUUCACACUGGGGAAAAGCCACAUCACUGUUCUCAGUGUGGAAAGACUUUUAGUCAAAUGGGUAAUCUCAAGACACACCAGAGAAUCCAUACUGGAGAAAAGCCCCAUCAAUGCUCUCAGUGUGGAAAGGCCUUUAGUCAAAAGGGCGAUCUCAUCAGACACCAGAGGGUCCAUACUGGGGACAAGAACCUAGCCAUAUCAAUCAUUCUCAAGAAGGACCAAGCUCCUGACUCAGGUCAUGACAGCAUUCUCAAGAGGGACCCAGCUCCUGACUCGGGUCAUGACAGCAUUCUCAAGAAGGACCCAGCUCCUGACUCGGGUCAUGACAGCAUUCUCAAGAGGGACCCAGCUCCUGACUUCAAAUCGACUUGCAUUGACACCUGCUAA
This is a messenger RNA of Clupea harengus (Atlantic herring), 1125 nucleotides long. Its product is annotated as zinc finger protein 239-like. The coding region runs from base 1 to 1125 and encodes 374 amino acids. Lineage: Eukaryota; Metazoa; Chordata; Actinopteri; Clupeiformes; Clupeidae. The transcript is spliced from 4 exons. The record is from RefSeq and is a predicted model, not a curated record.